AUGGGAUUGGUUUGUUCUUCCCACAAUCAUAAACCUCACAAUUCUAAAAUCAACUUAAUCAAAUUGCAUAUUAUGAUUGCAGAGAAUUUCAUUAAUAUUUUCAAAUAAUUGGAUUUAUCUAUCGAUAUUCCUGAUGAUCUUCGAUAUAAUUUAAAUCAAUUAUUUAUACUGAGUUGUAAAUUAAAGCAUUGUAUUGUACGUUUAAAUAAACGAUACUCUGAUUAUCACUUUAGUCAAUUAGAAAAUGAACUCAAAAGAGUUAUUCAAUAUUUAAACAUUAUAUUAUAGGAUGAUUAGCUAGAAUUAUAUUUUCCAAUAAUAUAUACAUUUUAGAUAGAAUCAUGGGAUAUACACAAAUAAAAUUUGAAAUAAUAAGUAUUAUAAAGAGAGAAUGACAAUAUUAAAUUAAAUUUAUAAAUUUGA
Molecule: messenger RNA, 423 nt
Organism: Paramecium pentaurelia
Lineage: Eukaryota; Ciliophora; Oligohymenophorea; Peniculida; Parameciidae
Source: the annotation of a GenBank genome assembly